This is a messenger RNA of Micromonas commoda, 3702 nucleotides long. Its product is annotated as glycoside hydrolase family 13 protein. Gene Ontology annotation, molecular function: isoamylase activity. The coding region runs from base 1 to 3018 and encodes 1005 amino acids. NCBI's taxonomy places the organism in Eukaryota, Viridiplantae, Chlorophyta, Mamiellophyceae, Mamiellales, Mamiellaceae. The transcript is spliced from 2 exons. Gene Ontology annotation, biological process: starch biosynthetic process. The record is from RefSeq and is a predicted model, not a curated record.
AUGGAAGCGCCCGCCACAGCAUAUUGCUUCCGUCCCUGUCAACUCGACGCACCAUUUCAAUGUUUAGUCACGAACAAACCGCGCGGAAGCUCCGGAAAAUUUUCAGGACAGCUUGCCCAUAGACGACCACGAGUGAUGGGCUUUCGAGAACUGGCGUCUCAUCGGUUUCCCCCUCCUAAGCGGCGGCGGCAGCGCGGGCAGUCGCUCUCAAAGGCUAUGAUGCGCCCCAUGGGGGAAAUUAUGAUCAUGGUCGAAUCGCUAGGUGAGGAGUACAGGGUGACUUUCGAAGUUUCGGAGGACGUAGAGUACGAUAUCAACGGGAAUCCCACCUUGACUUGUAACGACCUUCACCUGCACUGGGGAAUGCAUAGAGAGUGGCUUGACGAGUGGAUGUGCUUACCGGAUCUUCCUCGAGGAUCUAAAUACAACGACGAUGAUCCAUGCAAACCGGCGACUCGUACUCCACUUGUGCGUGAUGGCGAGGGGUGCUCCAUCGUAUUCCGUAACGGGUUUCCGCUUCGCAUGUCACGGACCAAGUUUGAUGUGCCUGCUUACUUUGCCCCUGUGGAAAUCGAUUUUGCACUCGUUGAAAUAGAAUUCGGAACGGACAGGGUACUCGCAUACGACGGUCCGAAAGGACCCGACCAAUGGCCGAGUGCAUCUUUUGCGGUACCUAUCGGUAUGGAAAAAGGACAUCCAGAGCCGCUCGGUGCGUCUCGUGCCGCUCCGAUUUCAAACGGGCCAGGCUACGUGAACUUUGCCCUGCACAGCGGUUGUGCCGAUAAGGUCACAUUGUUUCUGCAAUGGUGUACGGGAGAUGGUGCAACUCCUAAUACCAUGGAGAUUGCGCUCAACCCAACAGUCCAUCGAACAGGGGACGUCUGGCAUGUUGCCCUCCCAGUGGGCAUCCCGGGCUCGAUACUUCCGCUGCCUGCAAGUUCAGCAUCAUGGGAGGGCGGCGCCGAUCCAAGGAUCAAUUGUCCUACAGUUUUAUAUGGAUAUAAAUGCGACGGAGAUCCUGCUAGAGGCGGUUGGAGGUUUCACCCAGGGAUGGUCAUGUUUGAUCCGCGUGCAACUUGUCUGCUAACCCCCCUGGGAGCAUUUCAGGACCCCUUCACGCGAUUGCCCAAGUUCUUAGGCUCGCUAGCAGAUGUGAUGAAUGGAGGGACGCAGUACCAGCUAGCAUAUGAUCCGGGACCAAACGAAAAAGCCGUGGCGGGAGUCCGAAAGUUACGUCAAAUACCCGCACAGGAGAUCAUCUAUGAACUUUCAGUAGCAGACUUCACAAAUCAUAUAAGCGCUGAUCUUGGGAAUGUCGAGCGGGGAACUUAUGCCGGUGUGCUCGCAAAGGUUGACCAUAUCAUUCAAAGCGGCGCGACGACUGUCUUGCUCCAACCAAUCGCCGCCAGUGCCAGACGUGCAAUUGAUGACAAUUGGGGUGCAGCGCCUGUCAGCUUGUUUGCCCCUGAUCCAGAAAUGACGACGCCUCAUGGCGGAGAUGGGUCUUAUCAAGUGCGGCAGCUUGUUCGUGGCUUGCAGGCACGAGGAUUGGAUGUUCUUGUUCAUGUGGUGUUGACACACCUUGGUGAAGGCACCGAUGCCUCUCCUGAAAGUCACAGCAUUCGCGGAAUCGAUGCUUUUAGUUAUUACGAAAUGAAUAGCAUGGGAAAAGUUAAGUCAAAUCCCUCAGUUCCUGGUACUGCGGUGCUCAAUCUUCGUUCGCACGUGACUCGAGAACUCAUCAUCGACUCACUUAGACACUGGCGUACAGGUUUCGGGGUGGAUGGAUUUCUUGUUGACACGACUGAAGGCAUUACCAAUCUGACUGGAAUAGCUGCUUUGUUGGAGGCAAUCGCGCUUGAUGCAGUGUUGAGCGGGAAAACUGAUUCAGGAGGAGUAUCGGCUGCAGUUGAAGUGGCGCGAGGAAACUCAACGAAUAAAUUCCUUGCGGGUGGAGGGGUUCGGCUUUACAUUACUCCAAACGAUCGAGAGGUUGGUCAAAUACAAACUUGGGGGAUUUUGGGUGAAAGGAAUUCUUUGUUCCUGCGUGACAUCAGCAAAUUCAUGGAAGGUUCAAAUGGAGCACUUCGAGACUUCGCAAGCCGCGUAUGCGGAAGUGCGGAUCUAAUCAAGGACUGUCGUUCAUCAUCCUUUGGCCACGUCAUUAAUUCGCUCACCCUCUCUCCGCAUGGGAAAACCUUGGCUGACACAGCAAGUGAUCUCGCAGCACGUGCUAAAGUGGAAACAACCACGGGCAUUUCGCAUCCUCGCGGACUAGGUGAAGACGUCCUUGGCCCAUCAGACUUUAUGAAAUCGAGGGCACCGCUAAGAGCAAUGCCGCCUGUACCACCAACAGCUGUGGAGACAAAUUUGAUGAUGCGGUCUUUGCUGACAAUCCUCUUUAGUGCUGAUGGCAUACCUUUGAUAAGUGCCGGAGAUGAGUAUGGUCACACUCGUCUAGGGGAAGGCGGCGCUCCAAAUUCAUGGAAAAGUGAAAUCAAUAGCUUCCGUUGGGAUGCUUUAAAAUGUGGGACAGCGGGACAUGCUGUGCAUUCCUUCAUCUCAGCACUGAGUGCCUUCCGAAGGCGUCGCGCAGAUUUAUUCAGUUCAGGAGGUGCAAAUGUGCACUGGACAGUCAUGGAUGGAUACACUUCGCCAAAAUGGGACGAAUAUACUGCACCGUGUUUGCUCAUGUGUCACCGCAAAGCGCACUCACCGCAUGAUCGGACGGGAAUAAAGGCCGCGGACACGACAGUUCCAUCUCAAGAUGCGAUCAUUGUCUUUAAUGGGACAAGAGAUCUGCAGAGCGCUGAAAUUGGUCACCCGCCUGAUGAGUUUGCAUGGGUCCGAGUUGUCGAUACAUCGUUGGCGUUCCCUUCUGAUUGUACCCUAAGUUAUGUUGAGCUUGCAGGGACAAAGGGAAGCUAUCUUGUCUCCCCGCAUGCUGUGGCAAUUUUCGAGCUCGCUCCUGCCCCUGAGGGCUACCUCAACCCCAAGGACAGUCAGUUUGUGCGAUGACAGAACAACACGAAAUCGUCACGACCUGGACAUUUACUUAUUCAUAUGAAUAUUUUCAGUCAUGGACAGCUUUAUGCAUGAUAUCCUCCCGACUUCCAAGUUCCCGGUGGAUCUGUGAACAUGAUAUUGGUCAAGCGAGAAUUUGGGCAAAAUAGUAAAUUCUGCGUCGACAUUUGUGCCAAGUCUAGGGAUGAUUAGUUUGCAAAUGGAAGUGUUCGUGUUCAUUUAAACGCUUGCGAUCUGCUGUCAUGUCUUGAACGCAGUUCGGCUCGAUCCUUGUCUUCGUGAAAGUGCCCGGAAAAUGGUCAGAGUUAAGUGUGCCAACACAGCGGCCAAGACUGGUCCAAGCGCCGCUGCAAAAAUAUUCUCGAUUAAAUCAGCUUUGUGCGAAGUACAGCAUGGCUCCUGGUAUGUUGCGAGUCUCAACUUUGGGGGCUCGCCUCGGAGUGCAACAUGGAAACGAAUGCUCGAGUGCAUCAAUGCAGUUUGUGCAAAUUGUGUGAUGUGAAUGUUUGUGCUCAUGAAGCCUAGACGAUAGAAGUACAUCAACUGGACAGGUGACCGUGUUCGCAGUGCAGACAGCCGAUGGUCAGUAUAAUUUUGCAGGAGAGAGCUUGGCUGUUUUUGUCCAGUUAGUUGAUUAGGCUUGCUUAUAAUCUGUGGAUCUGCAUUGACGGUGCCAUU